Molecule: messenger RNA, 783 nt
Organism: Nezara viridula (southern green stink bug)
Lineage: Eukaryota; Metazoa; Arthropoda; Insecta; Hemiptera; Pentatomidae
Source: the annotation of a GenBank genome assembly
AUGGACGCUGUGUUUAGCCUUAAGGAUGAACGGGAAGAUACAGAUGGAGAUGAAAUGGAACAUGAGUCAGGUGAAUCCGACAAGUCAAGUUCAACAUCUGACACUAGUGAUGGUUCUGAUACAGAUGAUAGCUCAGAAUUGGAUGGAGAAGAAUGUGAACGCCGAAGAAAUGAGUGCAUUGAAAACUUGGCUGAAAUGGAAAGACAGUUUACAGUGCUGAGAGAACAGCUUUAUCGUGAGAGAAUUACCCAAAUAAAAACAAAACUGGAGGAGGUACAUGAAGGAGUGGCGAAGGAAUAUCGCCAGCCAUUGGAAGAACUUCAAGAGAAUAUGAGAAUCAGGAUAGAAGUAGCUGGUAUAUUAAAAAGACUACGACUUGAAAAUAUUGAAAAUAAUUUCAAAGCGGAAGAGCAAGCUGCCAAACAAAACUUUGAGAAUGAAAAAGUUUUACUCUUCGAUGCCAUGAAAGAAGAAUUAGAUGAAAAGAUUAGAAGACUUGAAGAAGAUCGUAAUAGUGUCGAUUUCCAUACUGAUUCCUUCUUCAGUUCAGAUAAGAAAAAAGGAGGAGGUAGUGGAUUUGGGCCCAAAGGACGUGGUGGUUCUUGGAGAAAAGGACUAAAACCAGAACCGGGGCGGAAAAAACCUGUCACUGUUACUGGACCCUACAUUGUCUAUAUGCUCUCUGAAGCAGAGAUUAUGGAGGAUUGGACAAUAAUUAAGAAAUCCCUUUCCAGUUGUAAAAGAAACUCAGAAAGAAAGCCUCCAUUUCACCAAUAUGUUUGA